Molecule: messenger RNA, 1715 nt
Organism: Manihot esculenta (cassava)
Lineage: Eukaryota; Viridiplantae; Streptophyta; Magnoliopsida; Malpighiales; Euphorbiaceae
Product: probable protein phosphatase 2C 76
Exons: 9
Coding region: 440-1489 (349 amino acids)
Biological process (GO): protein dephosphorylation
Cellular component (GO): nucleus; cytosol
Molecular function (GO): cation binding; protein serine/threonine phosphatase activity
Source: RefSeq, a predicted model, not a curated record
CUAUCUGUUCAUGAUUAUGUUGAGAUUAUCUUCAUUUAUUUGGUUUCCUUUUUCGGUCCUUUUUGCAUCCUCAGAUAGACAUCCUGUUUGUAUCUGAGCUGACCGAUAGAAUUUUAAAGGAAAAAAAUCGAGAUUUAAUAUUUUAUACAUGCCUCUCUCUAUCUAUAUACAUCAAUUCAAUGUUCAGAUAAUGCAGCUAAGUUUUGCUAAUGAGUAUUAUUAGUUUUCAUGGCUAAUGCUGAUUUUGGUUUCUAAAAUAAAUUGACCCCCACAACGCAAAAAAAAAAAAAAAAGCUUCAAUAUAUGAAAUCCCAGCACUUUCUUUCAACCGUCUCGACAUUUCAAUUUCAUGGUCAUUAGAGAACAUAUGGUAUCGUUUGCUAUUUCGUUGAUUGAAGAUCCGGCAUCGAAGGUCAGACAUUCAGACUGGUCUAUUUAGAUGACAUGCAAUACCUGCAUAAGGAGUGUGAUUGCAGAAGGGGGAAUAUUUUCCAAAACAAGGUAUAAGUUGAGCAAUAUCAGGAGGAGUUUACAUGUGGGUCUUCACCCCCAUUAUACAUUGAAACGUGAGUUAUCAAUGAAUCUGAGUAUGAUGGUUGAUUCGGGCUCAACAGCAAAACGGGAAGCUGUUGUUGAUGUACUCAAAGAGAAAGAUGAAGCUGGUGGAUAUGUUAGUGGGGGGUGGAAAAGUGAAGAUGGCAAACUGAGUUGCGGGUACUCAAGUUUCAGAGGAAAGAGAGCAACCAUGGAGGAUCGUUAUGAUAUUAAAAAUACUAAGAUUCAUGGGCAAACAGUCUGCAUGUUUGGAAUCUUUGAUGGUCAUGGUGGUUCCCGUGCUGCUGAGUAUUUGAAGGAGCACCUAUUUGAUAAUCUGAUGAAGCAUCCAAAAUUCAUGGAAAAUACCAAACUGGCUAUAGGUGAAACAUAUCAACAGACUGAUGUGGACUUUUUGGACUCUGUAAAGGAUACCUACCGUGAUGAUGGUUCCACUGCUUCAACAGCAGUAUUAGUUGGUAACCAUCUAUAUGUUGCGAAUGUUGGAGAUUCGCGAACUGUGAUAUCAAAAGCUGGAAAAGCGAUCCCUCUCUCUGAAGAUCAUAAACCAAAUAGAAGUGAUGAAAGGAAGAGAAUUGAAAGUGCUGGUGGCGUUGUAAUGUGGGCAGGCACCUGGAGGGUUGGAGGUGUACUAGCUAUGUCACGUGCUUUUGGUAACCGCAUGUUGAAGCAAUUUGUUGUCGCAGAACCUGAGAUACAGGAUCAAAAAAUAGAUGAAGAAUUUGAAGUGCUUGUGCUUGCAAGUGAUGGACUAUGGGAUGUGGUGCCAAACGAGGAUGCGGUUUCAAUUGCUCGAACAGAAGAAGAACCUGAGGCUGCAGCUAGAAAAUUAACAGAAGCAGCUUUUAAGCGUGGUAGUGCAGACAACAUAACCUGCAUUGUGGUGAGAUUCCAUCAUGCCAAGGCAGAUUCAGCCAAUGUCCAGAGUAAUUAGAAAUCGCUAUUCAUGUUGCAUGCAUGAUAUGAUUUAUUGAUGAUGCUUUAGGGAAUCUAAUUUUGCAAUAUGUGCAUGCAUGUAGCUGAUUGUUCAUAUGGAGGAGUUUAUUUGUUUAUUCAUUUUUUGUUUCUUAAUAUGCUCUUGUAUCAAAAAACAUAGACUCUGAAGUGCCCUUAUUUUCUUCUCAAGUCUUUUAAUACAUCUGCGUGUAUACCUUGCUGCU